GGUGGAGUCUGUCACCCGAGCUGGAGUGCAGUGGCACAAUCUGGGCUCACUGCAAGCUCCGCCUUCCGGGUUCACCCCAUUCUCCUGCCUCAGCCUCCCGAGUAGCUGGGACUACAGGCGCCCGCCACCACGCCUGGCUAAUUUUUUCUAUUUUUAGUAGAGAUGGGGUUUCAUUGUGUAAGCCAGGAUGGUCUUGAUCUCCUGACCUCGUGAUCCGCCCGCCUCCGCCUCCCAAAGCGCUGGGAUUACAGGCGUGAGCCACCGCGCCUGGCCAUAAUAUUUUUUUAAAAGCAAAGAGACUCAAGAGAGAGAGUCAAAAAACAAAAGAGAGAAAGAAAGAGUGGGAGACUAGAGACCAAUCAACUUGAGUUUCAGUCUCUCUCUUUCCCAGCUUUGGUGGCUAUGAAGUCUAGCUGGACUUUGUUUCCUGCUUGUGGAUGUGUGCAAAAUUGUUGGCUUAAUCUUUACAGUUAACUCCUGUUUUUAAUUUGAGUUAAUUUGAGUGAGAUUCGAUUCCCAGCCACCAAUCAUCUCUGACCAAUGGACUUUCCCGUCCCCUUCUCCCCUGGGAACCAGGUGCUUCAGUUUGGCCCUUCUCGCUCCUAUCAAGAAAGAAUGGGAUCUGAAAAACUUUCACACUGUCAAAUACUGAGUUUGCUGACUUUUCCAGUAACAUUUUAGAAGAGCACAGCAGUGAGAAGGCCACAUGAGACAGUAAGGGAUAACAAUUCACGAUACCAUUUUGGGCAUCAGUUGUAAUCUAUUUCAGGAGGAGCACUGGAACACUAGCUAUUACCUCAGUAGCAGAUCACUUACUAUCCCCUUUUUGAGGGCUACUUACCAUCACACAUAAAGCUUUUCCUUCCUGCCACACUCCGCACACCACAUACUACAUAAGCUCUUCUGUCCAUUGUAAAUGCCUUGAAAGCGGGGAUCGUCUCCACUGUGGUUUUAUACUCACUGCUCUCACACUAGCAGUGACAGCAUCCAUUUGAAUGAAUACAUGUUCUGCAUAUAAUUUUAAUGGAUAUUCCUUCUCCCUCUCUCAGAAUGAAUAGUUUGAGAACUUCUGGGCCUAAUAUUCAGAUAAGACCCCCUCAAAAACCUUCCUUUUCCCUUUUGCCACUCCUCUGCACUUCCAUGUGCCUUUGUACUUCUGUGAGAUCUCCUAAAACUGAAGAGCAUGAGGAAGACAGGAAAUUACUAUUAGCUUUUCCUUAGUCCAGGAAAAAAAGACUGAGAGGUGGCCCAGUCAUAUUCAUAAAGUGUUGAUUAAAGAAGCCACUAUCAGCAAUUGAAAAGGACUUUCUAGUUCAGACCUGCCUCCCAUUCCAUCUGGGCACCUCCAGCAUCAGCCCACAGUUUCUCAGGCUCCAAUCCAUUCCAUGCCAGUCAUAAAGCUGACUUUCCAAUGAAGACACAAGGCAGAGAGCACAUUUGCAUCAAUGCAGGUACAGGUGUAUAAACUCAGUGGCUCCAAGCGGCUACACUGAGCAAUGUUUACAUACUUGGAAAAAGGACCAUUCUCACAGAUUCUAUUUAAGACCAAUGUGGAAAUAUUAAUAGAAAUUCUUGAAUCUAGAACUAUUCAUAAAUACUGUUUUAGAAGAAUUUAUUUUCAUUCAGAAAGGAACACAGUUUCUGACAGACUGUGAUUACCGUUUUAUUUCCUUUUUCUAUAUCAUUAAACACAAGGGUAGUAUUCAGAACACUCAAAAGUCAUAUACGGAAAGAAAAGAAAAUGAUGUUUUUGGCAUGCUUGGAUCUCUAUCAUAUUAUGUUCUUGUCUUUUCUGGUACAGUUGUAGGAUUUAUUUUCUAAACAUUCCAAUUUUACAGCAUGAGUCAUUGCUAAUGUAGAAACCAACUGAAUCAUCCAUCCAUCCAUCAAUGAAUAUUCUUGUCUUCUUUUUCCUUAUAUGUGCUUAUCUUUAUACUAAAAAAGAUAUUAGGAAUUCUUGCAUUUAAAGCACUUCUUCUCCCUUUCACUUAUUUUGUUUGUUUUACAGGUAAUACAGUAAAGCUAUCAUUAACUUUGUUUUGGUUCAGAUUUCCAUCCAAAAUAUUGAGUCAGAAACUCAAAUCAAGUGUACUCUUAAGUAUCUGAAAUCUGAUGUCUUCCAUACAGGAGGUAAAUAUAAAGUCUAGAAAAAGGAGAAUAGAAAAGAAAUAUUUUCACACUUUCUGGCCUUAAGAAAGACCAAUCAGACUGGAUUGUGGUAAUAAGUCUAUGUCUUCUUCACUUAGCCUUUCAGAGUUGACUAAAAGUUAUUUGAUUGGCCAGGCAUGGUGGCUUAUGGUUGUCAUCCCAGCACUUUAGGAGGCCGAGGGGGGCAGAUCAUCUGAGAUCAGGAGUUCGAGACCAGCCUGGCCAGUAUGGUGGAACACUGUGUCUAUUAAAAAUAAAAAAAAUUAGCCAGGCAUGGUGAUGCAUGCCUUAUAGUCCCAGCUACUCAGGAGGUCGAGGCAGGAGAAUCACUUGAACCCGGGAGGUGAAGGUUGCAGUGAGCCGAGAUCGUGCCACUGCACUCCAGCCUGGGCGACAGAGUGAGGUCCAUCUCAAAAAAAGAAAAAAAAAAGUUAUUUGAUCAUCUUGUUUCAAAUACGAAGAAUCUAGUUUAUUCCAUUCCAUCUUAAAUAUAUCACCUAGGAUACUUGAUAUUGUAAUAGAAUUACUUGUUAGGCACAUCUUUUAUUAUUAUUAUCUAUACCAGAUGGUUUCAAGGAGAAGACAUAUUUACUUGGAACCAACCUAUGGUUUGAGGUGGGGCUGGGGAGUGGGCAAGAGCACUGGUCCAGGAGUCAAGAGAACUAAAUGUUAGUCACUGUGAUACCACCGGUGAGUGAAGCUGUCACUUACUGGGCUUUCUUGUUCGUUCGUUUCUUUUUCAGUAAAAUGAAUUUCCUUCAGUGCCUGAAAUCUCUUUCUAAGACUCAAUGACUGAGCCUUUUCCUAUUGUUUAUCUCUUGCCCCAAAACUUGUAACACAAAGUCUCCCCAAUUUUUAUGCACUUAACAAUCCACUGUUCAGUAGCCAUUCUAUAUUACAUGCAAUUAUCAUCAUGAGCCCCCUUUCCCAUUCUUGACUAUAUGGAGAUUAUAUGGGGAAAACUAUAAUAUGGAUCACAGGGAAAAAACUGAAUUAAAAGGAAGAUUUGGUCCGGGCACGGUGGCUCACACCUGUAAUCCCAGCACUUUGGGAGGCUGAGAUGGCCGGAUCAGUUGAGGUUGGGAGCUUGAGGCCAGCCUGAUUAACAGGGAGAAACCCCGUCUCUACUAAAAAUACAAAAUUAGCUGGGCGUGGUGGUGCAUGCCUGUAAUCCCAGCUACCCAGGAAGCUGAGGCAGGAGUGUCAUUUGAACCCAGGAGGCGGAGGUUGCAGUGAGCCGAGAUGGCACCAUUGCACUCCAGCCUGGGCAACAAGAGCAAAACUCCAUCUCAAAAAAAAAAAAGGAGGGGGAAGAUUUGAAUUUAUUAUGCAUUAUUUCUAAGAGAGAACUCAGAGAAAUCAUUUGUCCUAAACAAUAGCUUCUAUCUAUUGACUCCCAAGUAGUUCCCAAGAAACUAAAUUGCUUUUACCAAAUUAUCCUUUUAAUACAUCCAUGUUAUAGACUCAUCAACUACCUGUUCAUUAAAACACAUGGCCUACCAAAAUUAUGUCUUAACAUCAUUAGCUUUUAAAUACUAGAAGUCAUUUCAACCCUUAGAAAAGUCUGGUGAGCAUGAUUACAUGUGGAAACUUUCAGAUAGAAUGCAUCCAAAAAAGUAAGUGUAUUAAAAAUGUAAAUAUAUUUCAGAUAUCCAAAAAUGUAGACAUAUUGUCAGGCUUUGCUACUUUUUUGCAGUUUCACAUCAUGUCUUUACUUGUAAUAAUAUCAAUAAUUGCUGCAAAGAUAAUAAACUACAUUCCCAUUCACCUAUCCCUCUACCCCAGUACUGUGUUAUACAGUUUUCCCUGCAACAUGGUGUCAGUCUGCAAAGCGUCUUUGUAACAUCAGGAAGAGAGUCUAGAUUUCCUUCCAGGGCAACACAUUUUGCUAUUAGGUUGAACCAUAAAACUGCCAUUUUUGGUCAGGAAUGAUUUACCACUGGUGGUUUCAUAUGGCACAAGCUAAAGAGCCUUCCUUGGGUUUGAGUUACAGUCCUGAGAGUCGCUUGUGUGUCCAAUGGGCCAGUUACUUAAUUGCUGAGUCUUGGUGUGUGAAAUGGUAAUAACACCUAAUUUAUAGGAUUGAUUGUUAACUUAACAUUGAGGCUUAGCAAUGACGUAUAGGAGCACCGUGCCUAGAAACAGUUAUUGUUCAAGAAAUAGGUAAUAAUACAAUAUAAUUAUCAGUAUAAGUAAUUUAGAAGAGUUUCCUCACUUUUCCUUUAGCCAUUUUUGCAUAUAUGGUGAAGGUAAUGGUUGCUAUGGUAGAGAGAAAUGGAAAAUAUUUGUGAAGCAAGCACAAUUUUUAAAACCCCAAUAACGUUAAAGGCCUUCCAUUCCUGUCUUGUAUGCUCUCUUAUGUCCAAGUAAGGGCACAGAUAAAGUUUGACACAUACUCGGUGGAGUAUCUAAAUAGAAAAUGUACUGAAGCAAACGAAGAACAGAGUUUUAAAAAAAAAAUCAAAGCACUAAGCAAACAUUCUGAACUUUUGGCAGAGGAAUUGGACUGUCUGAAUCUCCAUGACUCUUUGGAGUUAUUAAUAGUGAUGCAUUUUGCCAUAUUUUGAGCAGAUGCAUAUUUAUAGGUCACGCAAUAUCUGUGUGAGGAGACUUUCAAGGCUUUAUGGCCUUUUAAAAAUGUCUUAUCUUGGAAGAGAACAGGGCAAGGAGGAUGCCAUUUUGUCAUCUGUGCAGCACCAAUCACCCUGUGCUCAUUAAAUGUUACGGGAAAGAUGGGCACUGCAGCAGGGCCUGGAAUGUGGCUCCCAUCUGCACUGCCAGAAGCCAUGAUGAAGUCACGAGUUGCACAACAGUAGUAAUUCGCAGCUAUUUAUGACCAUUUUAAUAGCAAAGGUCUAGAUUAGAAGGCUGUGUUUACAUGCCAUGUAGCAGAAUAGUUCACGAAUCAUUCCCACAGUAACGUUUGGUCAAACCAAUCAACCAAGUAAUGAAAAAUGAACCAGUUGUUCUUGAGGUUGUGACUAAUAGAUCUCUAAGUUAGCCUCUACUUUCCUCAUGCUCUUCCAUACCUGAGACAGAAUUGACUCCUGCCCCAUGCCUACAGACUCUCCUCCUCUGUCUUCCCGGCAAGCCACAGCCCUGUUACCGUUUCUCCACCCAAGCUCAAAGCCGUAAGACAUCAGGUAAUGAGAGGCCCUAAGAUCCCAGAGGAUGCCGUAAGAGGAAAAGUCAGGGGAGUGUUGAAGACUCUGUCUCCUACAAAUAUGAUUGUUGGAGGACAAAAUGACAAUAUGAGCAAGUGAAAUGGUAUGCCUAAUACCAGUGAGCCCUCAGUAAACAGUAGGCAGCAACCAAGCUGGUGGGAAGUCUUCUAUCCAGGAGGGUGCAAAUUGUUGACUUGCAAGAUGAUGAGGAUUUCCAGAUAGACACAGGCUGGAGUGCAAUGGCACCAUCUCGACUCACUGCAACCUCUGCCUCCCGGGUUCAAGCGAUUCCUCUGCCUCAGCCUCCUGAGUAGCUAGGAUUACAGAUGCCACCGGAAAUGUCAUCUUUUCCCCAGACGCUGGCUUGCAAGCACAGCAGCACCCAGAGGCUAACCUAUUUCCCCUAUAGCCCAAGCUCUGAGAUCUCCCGUCUGGUCACAAUGAUCUACAGGAGAGGAAGAAAGCUAUCUAGGGACGAGAUCUAGAAUCAACUGAGAGAGAUGCUUAAAAAUCACCAGUUACUUUAAUGACCAUCCGCAGAGCCAUCCUGUGCAAAGGAAGGAGCUAGGCUGUGCGUCCUGGGCGUCAUGAUCCUUCUGCGGGCCUCCGAAGUGCGGCAGCUGCUUCACAAUAAGUUCGUGGUCAUCCUGGGGGACUCUGUGCAUAGGGCAGUAUACAAGGACCUGGUGCUUCUGCUGCAGAAGGACCGCCUGCUCACUCCCGGGCAGCUUAGAGCAAGGGGGGAGCUGAACUUCGAACAAGAUGAGCUGGUGGACGGAGGCCAGCGGGGCCACAUGCACAACGGCCUUAACUACCGUGAGGUCCGCGAGUUCCGCUCCGACCACCAUCUGGUGCGUUUUUACUUCCUCACCCGCGUGUACUCCGAUUACCUCCAGACCAUCUUGAAAGAGCUGCAGUCGGGCGAGCACGCCCCCGACCUGGUCAUCAUGAAUUCCUGCCUCUGGGACAUCUCCAGGUAUGGUCCGAACUCCUGGAGAAGCUACCUGGAGAACCUGGAGAACCUGUUCCAGUGCCUGGGCCAGGUGCUGCCCGAGUCUUGCCUCCUGGUGUGGAACACGGCCAUGCCUGUGGGCGAGGAAGUCACCGGGGGUUUUCUUCCGCCCAAGCUCCGGCGGCAGAAGGCCACCUUCCUGAAAAACGAAGUGGUCAAAGCCAACUUCCACAGCGCCACCGAGGCACGUAAACAUAACUUCGAUGUACUGGACUUGCAUUUCCACUUCCGCCAUGCGAGGGAGAACCUGCACUGGGACGGGGUGCACUGGAAUGGACGUGUGCACCGCUGCCUCUCCCAGCUGCUGCUGGCCCACGUGGCCGACGCCUGGGGUGUGGAGCUGCCCCACCGCCACCCCGUGGGCGAGUGGAUCAAGAAGAAAAAACCUGGCCCGAGAGUCGAAGGGCCGCCCCAGGCCAACAGAAAUCACCCGGCCUUACCUCUGUCUCCACCCUUACCUUCCCCCACAUACCGCCCCCUGCUUGGGUUCCCACCCCAGCGCUUGCCGCUGCUCCCGCUCCUGUCCCCACAGCCUCCUCCUCCCAUUCUCCAUCACCAGGGAAUGCCCCGGUUCCCACAGGGUCCCCCAGAUGCCUGUUUUUCCUCAGACCAUACUUUCCAGUCGGAUCAAUUCUAUUGCCAUUCAGAUAUCCCCUCAUCAGCCCAUGCAGGUUUCUUCUUCGAAGACAACUUUAUGGUUGGUCCUCAGCUGCCUAUGCCCUUCUUCCCCACACCCCGUUAUCAGCGGCCUGCCCCAGUGGUACAUAGGGGUUUUGGUAGGUAUCGUCCCCGUGGCCCCUAUGCGCCCUGGGGACAGCGGCCUCGACCUUCAAAGAGAAGGGCCCCAGCCAAUCCUGAGCCAAGGCCUCAAUAGACGGACCUAGGCCUUAUUUCCUCUUUAUGAACAUGGAUUGGACAGAUCUGACACUUCCUUUCCAUUGCUUAGCCUGAACAGACUGACCUUGUUAACUUAAGCCUGGAGUCCAUGCCUCGUCUUCCUUUUGUUCAUUGCUGUUACCAAGAAAGCCAAGGAAGAGCAGCCUGACUCAUUCUUCUUGGCUGCAGCCUCUUCCCCACUUCCUGGGAGUGACCCAGCGUUAUUCCUGCCUCCUCACUCCUAUUCUCUUUGCCUUUGUGUAAAAAUAAAAUGGAAAUAAACAAGUUGCACAGAA
Messenger RNA from Pan troglodytes (chimpanzee), 7496 nucleotides. It is a transcript of the gene PCED1B, whose product is annotated as PC-esterase domain containing 1B. The coding region runs from base 5900 to 7198 and encodes 432 amino acids. The record is from RefSeq and is a predicted model, not a curated record. The transcript is spliced from 6 exons. Lineage: Eukaryota; Metazoa; Chordata; Mammalia; Primates; Hominidae.